CUCGUCAACCACGUUAUAAAAGAUGCAGCUUGAGACUUGCUAUCCAUUAGAUCAACGCACAAUAUGCGAUCCCUCCUGCAGUUCGUAUAUUUCCCCGGAUCCCUGCUCAUUGCAGCUGCGAAGUCGACCCCACAUCAGCAUGCGGCCCGUGCGUUUGUGUCUGGUACUUGGUCUCUCUCCCAACAUGGGACGACAGGCGUGGCCGGACAGCAACUUGCUGUGGUCUCCGAGACUAAGGCUAUCAUAUAUGAUAAGGUCGAACACAAUCCUCUUUCAGAUGGGAAUGGCCACCUUGCUUGGAGCGUCGAGUACGAUCUUACAACCGAUGCUAUCCGUCCUCUCCACCCUCUGAGCGACAGUUGGUGCGCGGCUGGGGCACACCUAAGCAAUGGAACAUUGCUGAGCACAGGAGGCAACCCUGCCGAGUUUACCAACGAAGCUCCCGACCAGAAUGGGCUACAGGCCAUAAGGAUGUUCAAUGCCUGCACCGAUGACCAAUGUGACAUCAUCGAGACGCCCUCGAUCCAUCUCACGUCCAAUCGGUGGUAUCCCAGCGCUAGCCGUCUUGACGAUGGAUCGGUGUUUAUCUUUGGCGGAUCGCUUGGUGGUGGGUUUAUCAACAAUGCGGGCAUGAAUAACCCAAGCUACGAAUUCUUCCCACCGAAGAACAUCAACGGUUUCAACGGAGUUCAGAUUCCCAGCCAGUUUCUGAAGGACACGCUCAAUGGGAAUCACUUCCCGAUUAUAUUUGUUCUGCCAGAUGGUACACUUUUUAUUGCGGCCAACACGCAGGCCAUGAUAUUCAACUGGCGCACAAACACGGAAAACCGCUUGCCUAACCUUCCUAACGGGGUCCGUGUUACCUCGCCGUUCUCUGCCGCCGGUUUCCUUCUCCCGCUAACCCCCGCAAACAACUAUACUCCCGAGGUCGUGAUUUGUGGAGGAUCGACGCUCAAUGACCAGAAUGCACCAACAUCAUUCUCCUCUCAAAGCCCGACAUCCAAGCAAUGUGUGCGCAUGCAACUCACCACCUCCGGGAUCGCCGCCGGCUGGCAGGUUGAAUCUAUGCCCACCAUGCGAAUCAUGGUGGACCCGAUACUAUUGCCGGACAUGCGCGUCUUGCUCGUCAACGGCGCCCAAACCGGGGCUGCUGGAUAUGGAAAUGUUGCCGAUCAAAUCGGUGCAUCUAACGCAGACAAUCCGGCAUUCACACCCGUCAUAUAUGACCCUUCUGCGCCUGCCGGUUCGCGUUUCUCUUCCGCCGGUUUACCUACAUCCAACAUAGCAAGAAUGUACCACAGUGUGGCGACUUUAGUUCCGGACGGGCGCAUCAUGCUUGCAGGCUCGAACCCUAAUGGCGACGUUUCGACGGUAAAGUAUGCCACAGAGUACCGUGUAGAGUGGUUGUCGCCUGCAUACCUCUCGCAACCACAGCCCUCGUACACCGGACUCCCGGCCACUAUCCCUUACAACAAGAAUUUCAGCCUUUCCGUCACUCUCCCGGCUGGUGUCACUGCGGUAACUGUUUCGCUCAUCGACCUCGGAUUUUCGACACACGGCGUCCAUAUGGAUCAACGUCUCGUUCAGCUGAGAUCGUUCCUAUCUGCGGACAAGAAGACGCUCAUUGUCACGGGUCCCCCGACGCCUAUGAUUUAUCCUCCAGGCCCGGCUUACCUAUACGUCGUCACGAGCGCGGGUGUUCCAAGUUUCGGGCACAAGACACUUGUCGGUACUGGAGGGGCGCCGCCGGAAGACGCUGCUGCGCUCGCGAAUUUGCAGGCUCACGCGGUUGCGGCUGCAAAGACGAUGCCAAAACCUCCACUAACGGGGGAAGGUGCGGUCGCGACGGCCCCGAUCCCAGCAUCUUCUAGUCUGUGAUCCACAGUUUCGCCACUCCACCGGCGUGAGCCAACGGCUACUGAAGCAAUUAAAGCCUCUCAUCGGACCUAAAUAUUGGGAGUUUCCGACCGGACUGUGUAACAGAUCAACGAAUAAUGAAUGUUGCUCUAAGUGUAUGCACG
Punctularia strigosozonata HHB-11173 SS5 is the source of this 2021-nucleotide messenger RNA. RefSeq lists its product as uncharacterized. The transcript is spliced from 15 exons. Lineage: Eukaryota; Fungi; Basidiomycota; Agaricomycetes; Corticiales; Punctulariaceae. Bases 64 to 1878 code for a protein of 604 amino acids. The record is from RefSeq and is a predicted model, not a curated record.